Musa acuminata AAA Group (dessert banana) is the source of this 2651-nucleotide messenger RNA. RefSeq names its product transcription factor PCF6-like. Gene Ontology annotation, cellular component: nucleus. Gene Ontology annotation, biological process: regulation of secondary shoot formation. The transcript is spliced from 3 exons. The coding region runs from base 992 to 2311 and encodes 439 amino acids. NCBI's taxonomy places the organism in Eukaryota, Viridiplantae, Streptophyta, Magnoliopsida, Zingiberales, Musaceae. Gene Ontology annotation, molecular function: sequence-specific DNA binding; DNA-binding transcription factor activity. The record is from RefSeq and is a predicted model, not a curated record.
GGGAGAGAGUGAGAGAGGAGGGACGGCGGUGUGUCGUGACCUUUCCCGAUAAGCUCGGCGAUUGCUCGAAUGCGAACGCCUAGGGUUUCGAUCCCCGAGCCCUCGCCAAUCCCUCUCCCUCUUUGCUUCCUCACUCAUCUUUUUCUUGGAUGGAUUGCACUAGGAUUUCGCUCAACUAGGAGUCGGGUUCCCCGAAGACCCUAAGCCCUCGCGCCAUCCGUUAGCUCCUUCUCUGCCCUGCCUCCACAACUGUACUCUCUUUCUUCUCUCCGCUAACCCUUUUCUUGCGCGCCGAGGGGAUUGCGCGAGGAGAGGAAGAGAUCGAGGUACGGAAAUGGAGGAUUCUUGUCCGAAGCGGGCGUAGCGGCGUUGGCAUUUGUGGAGGCAGCUGCUUGGCGCGCGCUGAGAUCUUGAUGAGAAUUGGAGGAAUGCAGGCCGGCUGGGGUUCGGAUGCUUGGAAUCUGGAGUGAAGGAGUGGCUUUCAGGGCGGGGUUUCUGGGUUCCUGGAGUUUGAGUGGGUAGAUCUGGGAGGUCUUGAACGCGGAGGCAUUAGCUCGAAGGAAGUCAGUGAUGCUGCAGCUGCUGAUACCGCCUUGCAGGCCGCAGUGCUGAUUUCUGGCAGCCUGGCGAGCUCGAGCAGCGGGAAGAGAGGAGGAAGUCAAUAACAUCCGAUUCCUCCUGCGAGAAAAGCAAGGUCGCGAGCUGUCAUCUCCGGCCACGAACACGAUCCGGAGCGUCCAAAGGUCUCGCCUUUCUCCACUCCAUUUCCUUGCUCACUUUUAUUUCUCCCCUUGUACUGCGGACUGCGGACUACGAACUCGUCAUCAAUGCUAAAGGACAGCCUACCGCUGACUCUCAGCAACCCUAAGCUCCCGAGCUGACACAGUCACCCACCGCUUCCCAAAAAGGAGAUCAGGGGUGGAGAUAAGAAGGCAGUGGCGGAGAAGGCGAUAAAGAUCCGAUUUGGGCCCCAAAGAGGCAUGAGAGUGAGAUGGAAUUUGAGGAGAACAACCACGCUUGCAAGCGGUCACGGGUGGUGGGUAACGGCAGCCAGGCGGCCAAGAUAGGUCGCAAGGAGCACCAGGAUGAGGACGAAGAUGAUGGAGAAAGGAAGGGUGGAGGGGCCGACGUCGGCCGCGUCGCCCCCUGGCAGCACCACCCGUCGUCCAGGAUCUUUCGUGUUUCGCGUGCCUCCGGUGGGAAGGAUCGGCACAGCAAGGUCUAUACGGCGAAGGGCCUCCGCGACCGGAGAGUCCGCCUCUCGGUCUCCACCGCCAUCCAGUUCUAUGACCUCCAGGAUCGCCUCGGCUACGACCAGCCGAGCAAGGCCAUCGAGUGGCUGAUCAAGGCCGCCACGGCUGCCAUCAAUGAGCUCCCUCCACUCGAUGGCUUCCCCAAGCUGCUUCAACCUAGCGGAGAUGAUCAGAUGAAGGCCGAUCCUGUUGUUGAGCCGGCCUACAACCAGCAGCAGCAUCCGCCGACCAAAUCCGGCUGCAGCAGCAACUCGGACACCAGCAAAGGCUCAGUCUCGUCUCUCUCGCGCUCGGAGAGCCGUGUCAUGGCCAGAGAGCGAGCUCGAGAGCGAGCAGCGAAGGAUAAAGAGAAGGACAGAGACGACAGCGGCCACAUCAUGGCCUCCCAUCACCAGAACCUGAACCCUAGGCUGAACCCGCAGACCCCGUCUUUCACGGAGCUUCUUACCGGCGGCAGCGGCAACAACGGAGGCAGCAACAUCUCUGCUGUUGCCGCAGGAGGGGAGAAUCCGGGGCACAAUUGCAUUCAGAAGCAAAUCUCCACAGCGGAUUACUUCGGCCAAGCUGGUCUCUUUACCCAGUCUCAAAAGAGUCACCAGCUGCCCUCAGGGUUUUCUUCCCAACCCCACUUCGGAAAUAGCUCUCCUAUGGGAAUUUUGCCUUUCAACAUUGCUGCCGCCGGCGACCAUCAAGAGAUGCAGCAGUUCCCUUUCUUGCACGAACAUUUCUUCCCCGUCUCGGCUGUGGCAGCGACAGGGGACCACAAUCUCAACUUCUCCAUCUCGUCGGGUCUUGCGGGUUUCAAUAGGGGGACCCUUCAGUCCAAUUCACCAGCUCAGUUGCCUCAGCAGCAACACCACAGUCACAACCACCUACAGAGGCUCUCUUCUACGGUUGACGGAUCGAACCUGCAGUUCUUCUUCGGUGCUGCGGCCGGUUCAGCUGCGGCCGCCACCAACACGGAGAAUCAAUUUCAGUCUGGGUUCGACGGCCGCCUGCAGCUUUGCUAUGGGGAUGGCUAUCGGCAAUCAGAUCUGAAAGGGAAAGGAAAGAGCUGAAAUCAUCACAAAAAUGAUGGCUUUUUUUGUGCAUAUUCCAUUGCUGGAAUCAAGAACAACAAAAGAAUGCUAAAUGCAACCUGGGAUCAGCUCCUGCAGCACAUUUAUUGUUUCGUUUCUUGUCGACAACUCUAAUAGCAACUGUUAUCGCUACUAUGAUUAUUUUGUUCUCUGUUCUCAUUCAUAUCGUGCAGCAUCAGAUGGGCUUUUAUCCUUGUCUGGUUUGAAGGAUAAACCUCAUCAUAUAAUGGCAAACAAUCUCAUCUUUAUAGCUUUUGUGUGGAUAUGGGAACAGCUAGGCAAAUUGAAGUCCUUUAAAUGAGAUGCUUGUUCACUUCAA